Messenger RNA from Plodia interpunctella (Indianmeal moth), 1783 nucleotides. It is a transcript of the gene Sas10, whose product is annotated as Something about silencing 10. Gene Ontology annotation, biological process: maturation of SSU-rRNA from tricistronic rRNA transcript (SSU-rRNA, 5.8S rRNA, LSU-rRNA). The coding region runs from base 288 to 1703 and encodes 471 amino acids. The record is from RefSeq and is a predicted model, not a curated record. Lineage: Eukaryota; Metazoa; Arthropoda; Insecta; Lepidoptera; Pyralidae. Gene Ontology annotation, cellular component: nucleolus; small-subunit processome. The transcript has 2 exons.
GUCAUUGCAAUAACUUGUCACGUCCGUUCCGUCAUCCGUCAUGUCAUUUUCACUUUGGGGAUCCAAAAAAUGUGCUGUGUGCGUGGUUUUUGAUUUUCUGGAAUAAUUCCAGGAUUUCGCCCUUAUUUCAUUAAACAUAUUCGAGGAAUCGUUUAUCAUUUUUAUAAUUUUACCUAAGUUUAGCUUUUAAUAUCGAUGGCAUUUGUAACCUCAAGAUAGUGACAUGCGAUUUUAUGAUAAAAAGUACAUAUUAAUAUUUUUUUGUGUAUGCAUUCUAUUUUGAUACAAUGGCAGAUAAAAUAAGAAUAAAUUCAAAAUUUGAUGUCAAGGAGAACUAUGAGCCUUCUGGUUCUGAAGAUGAAUAUACAGAAAAAGAAAAAAAAAUAAUUGCUAAAGUUCAAAAGCGGAAACAUGAAGAUUCAGAUAAUGAGGAUGAAAUUUAUGCAUUCUCAGAGUCAGAUAGAGACUCUGAUAAUGAAGAGGAUGAUCUUGCCAUAGCUGACAGUGACGUAGAAGGGCAAGAAAAAUCAGAUGAUGAUUUACCUGACUCCAAAGCUUGGGGAAAGAAAAAAAAAUCUUACUAUUCUACAGACUAUGUUGAUGAGGACUAUGGCGGGUUUGGUCAAGAUGAAGAGGCAGCUCUUAUGGAAGAAGAAGAGGCUAGAAAUAUACAAAAGCGCCUGUUGGAACAACUUAGUGAAGAAGAUUUUACACUUGAUUUUUUCACAAAACAGAUCCAAGCAGCAGAAGAAAAGGAAUCAGUUAUUAAAAGUGACCUCAGUCAAAUGACAAAGAGGCAAAAAAUACAGCUGUUUGAAAAAGAAAGCCCAGAGUUUGCAGGACUUAUAGAUGAUUUUAAAACAAAAUUGACAGUAGCUAAAGAUGACUUACAGCCAGUUUUAGAAUUGGUGAAAGAUGGCAAAUUACCGAAAUGCCCAGCAUCUAAAUUUGUAAAAACAAAUUAUGAUUUGAUAUUGAAUUACUGCACAAAUAUUAGUUUUUAUUUACUUUUAAAAAGUCAGAGAGUCAAUAUACAAAAUCAUCCAGUCAUAAAACGAUUGUAUCAAUAUAGUCAGUUAUUGAACAAAAUGGAGCCUAUCUAUUUAGAAGUUAUUAAACCUCAAAUUGAAAAAAUUUUGGCAGCCAUGAAGAGUAAUUUGGAAUUAACUGUAACAGAUUUGAAGAUGGAGAAGAAAGAGAGUAUGAAACGCAAAUCUGGAAAAGCAGACCCAGAGUCAGCACCAAAGAAACUCAAAUUAAUAAGUGCCAUUGAGAAAAAUGAUGGUGAGGACACAGGUGUUUCUGAUGAUGAUGGCUUUGAAGGAAAUGAUCUACCCAAUAUGAAUGCUAAAGACAUUGGAAAUGCCAGGUAUGACAAUGAAUCAGAAGAGAGUGGAUUCUCAGACAAUGAUGACACUUUGCCAAAUGAUAAUGAAAUUGAGAACAAACCUUCUACAUCUCAAUCCUUAGUAGUUGAAGGAGAUAAACGUGAAAUUACAUACCAAAUUGCUAAAAAUAAAGGUUUGACACCACAUAGAAAGAAAGACCAGAGAAAUCCCAGAGUUAAACAUAAGCUAAAGUACAGAAAAGCUAAGAUCAGAAGGAAGGGUGCAGUACGUGAGCCUCGAACUGAGGUCACCCGUUAUGCAGGUGAAGCUUCUGGUAUUAAGGCUAAUGUUAAGAAAAGUGUUAAAAUUAAGUGAUUUUUCAUUGUAUUUAUUUAUUGAAAAAAUAAUGUAUAUUGUACAAUGAAUCUUAUUUCUACAAUAAAAUAAUCCACUGA